Molecule: messenger RNA, 474 nt
Organism: Brassica napus (rape)
Lineage: Eukaryota; Viridiplantae; Streptophyta; Magnoliopsida; Brassicales; Brassicaceae
Product: non-specific lipid-transfer protein 2
Exons: 1
Coding region: 93-386 (97 amino acids)
Biological process (GO): lipid transport
Source: RefSeq, a predicted model, not a curated record
UAUCAAGACCUCAAAAAACAACAUUUCACACUUUCUUCAAACAAAUAAUAAUAACUAGAAUUUGGUUGAAAAAGUCGCUAAGCUUACAAAACAUGAGGUUCACAGGAGUAGUAUGCAUCGCGUUUGUGAUAGUCCUUGUGUCGGCUUUAGCUCCGACCAAAGCAGACUUGGAAGAGAAAGUGGCAUGCAUCCCGACAGAACUUAUGACAUGCAUACCAGCAUUACAAACCGGAAGUCAACCGUCUGCUGAAUGCUGCGGAAAACUGAAAGAACAAGAGUCGUGUUUGUGUGGUUACAUACAAAAUCCAUUGUUUUCUCAGUAUGUUACAUCUGAAAAUGCUCACAAAAUUUUAGCGACUUGUGGCAUCCCUUAUCCUACUUGUUAAAAUUUUAAAUUUCAAAAUCCUAUAUAACAAUGUGUCAUGGUUUACCGCCAUUGAUUAAAUAAUCAAAUAAAAUACAUUUUUCUUGUAA